Molecule: messenger RNA, 975 nt
Organism: Hylaeus anthracinus
Lineage: Eukaryota; Metazoa; Arthropoda; Insecta; Hymenoptera; Colletidae
Exons: 3
Coding region: 1-975 (324 amino acids)
Source: RefSeq, a predicted model, not a curated record
AUGGGGGAAAAAGUUCUUGCUUGCAUUAUAACUGAGUUAAAGAAGUCAAAAGAUUAUUCUUUUUCUGUGGAUUCUACGCCAGACAUUACUCAUCUGGAUCAAUUAACGUUCACCGUACGUUACGUUACAGAUCAAGGGCCUAUUGAACGUUUUUUAAUGUUCGUUCCCAUAGAAGGACAUAAUGCUGAACACUUAACCGAAGUUGUAGUCAAAUUUUUCAAAGAUAAUGAUAUUGAUAUAAAUGACUGUAGAGGUCAAUCCUAUGAUAAUGCAUCGAAUAUGCCUGGGCGAUAUUCGAGACUAUGGCAGAAAAUAUUGUCAUAUUUAGGGACCAAAAAAAAAGUUGCUAAAUCGCUAUCCGCUACUCGAUGGUCAGCUCGAAUCGAUGCGAUCGCAGGUUUUUAUAUAAGCUAUCCCGAUAUUACUAGAGUUCUAGAUGAUCUAUCCAAGGACGAUACGCAGUCUAACGAGACAAGAAUUGAAGCUAAGUCUAUUUUAAAGCAAAUGAAAAAAUUUGAAAAUGUCCUUAUGACUAGAGGAAAUAUGGAUUUGUAUAUUGCAUGCAGUCUUUUGAAUUCCUUAGAACUGUACUUAUCGGAUAUUAGGGAAAAAUUUAAUGCGUUUUUAGAAAAAGCAAAAAGCUUUACUGAUAUUUACGAAACUGAAUCUACAUCUGAUCCAAUAAAUAGAAGGAGAAGCGUAAAACUUACUCGCUUUGAAGGACAGAGUGAAGACACGCAAUUAACUGGAGAUGACAGGCUCAAAAUAGAGGUUUUUUAUCGAGUAAUCGAUUCGCUUUGUUCCAAUUUAAGAACUAUAAAAGCUGAUUACGAAACGAUGAAUGAUGAUUUUAAGUUUUUCAUUGCUCUACCAGAUAUGAAGUAUGAAGAAAUAAAAGAAUGCUGUGAAAAACUUGCCAAACAUAUGAUCAAGCCAUCGCUGCAGCAACUUAACGUCGGAAUGUUUACAUUAUAA